AUGUCUUGGAGAUCUUAUUUUGGCCAGGAACUAGAUGACUUUUCAGCAGAUAACUUAGAAGAUUUUUCACAAGAAGAACUCGAAAAAUUAACAUGGACAUCAGCUAAAGUCAGAGAACGAUUAAAAGAUGUUUUACAUGUUAAGCAAAAAGAUAUCCAAGAAGCACUAAAGUAUUGUUGUUUUGAUAUAGAUAAAGCAUGUUCCAGAAUUAUAGAGAAAAAACAUUUAAAAGAAGGGUUAAAUAUAAACAAAACACCAUCAAAAAAAGGUUUUAUUUCUUUUAAUAAUAGUUCAUUAAAUAAGGAAGAUUUAAAGAGUCAUUUUAAUCUUGAAGUAUCUUCGGAAGAAAAUGCAUCUGAAACUAAAGAAGUAUCUGGACCAAAACAGUCAAAACUUAUAGCUUUAGCAAGUUCUAAACAUAAAUUGUCAUCAAAUAAUCCUAUAUCAUCAUCAUUAAAAUCUGUUUCGCUUCUUUCUCAUUUAACUAGAGAAAAAUUUAAAGCGACUAAUAAUAGAGAAAACAAUAAUAAUUCAUCUAAGAUAAUAUUAGAUAUACAGACAAAUUUUGCAAAACCUGAUGUUGAAAAGGACUUAAAUCUUUUGAAGACUACUUCAGAAGAAGACCAAAAGGAAGAAGUUAUUGAUGAUUCUUUAAAUGUUUUUUUUAAAAAAAAUUGUGAAUAUAAUAUAGAAGUAAAACCUUCUAAAUUUGCAUUAACUAUUUUUGGAGAAAAAUUAGAACUGCCUGAUUAUUUUUACAAGUUUGCUAACCAACGGUUUUCUUUAUUUACAGGAGUAUUAGAGGAUGAUCUUAAAAUUUCACUUAAUGAAACAUUUAAUAAUUCAUUGAAAUCACAAAAAAAAAAAGAAAAAAAAUUAAAAACUCCAAGUAUUGUUAAAUCGCCAAUUUAUUCAGAAAUCAUAUCAAAUAAAGAUGAUUUACAUCAUAUAUUAAACACUUUAAACAUAUCCUCAGAACAGGGAGAUAAAGAUGAAACAAAUUAUGAUAAAUUUUAUAAAUUAAGCGAAUCAAAAAAUAAAAUAUCUAAUUUAAAAACAGCUAACAUAAAAAAUAAACCUAACGUUAAUAUUGUCAUUAUUGGACAUGUAGAUGCAGGAAAAAGUACGUUAAUAGGAAGACUUUUAUAUGAUUUAAAAGUUGUUGAUACUGAAACUAUCGAAAAAUUAAAACGAGAAACAAAUAAAUUAGGAAAGCCAUCUUUUCAUUUUGCAUGGGUUUUAGAUCAAACAUCAGAGGAACGUGAUCGCGGGGUUACUAUGGAUUUGGGUAUUAAUUACUUUGAGACUUCUUUGCGUCGAUAUACUAUUUUAGAUACACCUGGUCAUAAAGAUUUUAUUCCUAAUAUGAUAGCGGGAGCUUCUCAGGCUGAUGUAGCUCUAUUGGUUAUAGAUGCUUCUUAUGGUUCGUUUGAAUCGGGAUUUACUGCACAUGGACAAACUAGAGAACAUGUUAUUUUAGCACGUAGUUUAGGCAUUCAAAAAAUAGUCGUUGCUAUUAAUAAACUUGAAACUACUAAUUGGUCUCAAGAAAGAUAUGAAGAUAUUAUGGCACAAAUGCUUCAAUUUUUUAUUUAUAAAGGAUUUCAAAAGUCCAAUAUUUCAUUUAUACCCUGUAGUGGACUUACAGGAGAAAAUUUAACAAAUACAAUACCUUUAAACCCUCAACUCAAGUUAUGGUAUUCCAAUUUUACACUUUUAGAUACGUUAGAAAAUAUAUCAAUUAAUCGUCAGCAACUUGAUACAUUUCUUCGACUUUCUAUUAUGGAUGUUUAUAAGUCUUCUAACACUUUAAUUUCUGUAGUCGGAAGAAUUGAAACUGGUAUUAUAAAUGUAGGAAAAGAAGUAAUUAUUAUGCCUUCAAGAAAAAAUGGAAUAAUUGAGUCUAUUUAUAUUCAUGAUAAUCUCCAAGAUCUUGCAUUUUCAGGGGACGAAGUCUUGAUUAAUUUAUUGAAUAUUGAUUUGUCUUAUUUAAAGCCGGGUGAUAUUAUAUGUGAUUUAGAAAAUCCAGUUCAAAUUGUAUCAAAAUUUCGUGCAAAGAUCAUCACUUUUGAUUUAUCUAGACCACUAAUUAUAGGAACUCCUCUUAUUAUUUAUAGAGGACGAUUAAAUGUAGAUGGAAAUAUCAAAAAGCUUAUUUCAAUUAUUGACAAAUCAACGGGUCAAGUUAAGAAAAAAGAUCCCAAAUUUAUUGGUAGUUUUGAUGCAGCCAUUGUUGAAAUCGAAUUUUGCAAACAAGCAGAAGCAAUGGAAUCUUUUAAACAUUGCAAAGAAUUGGGUCGGUUUAUUGCGCGAUCACAAGGUGAAACGGUAGCAGCAGGUAUCAUUGAAGAUGAAUAA
Messenger RNA from Pneumocystis murina B123, 2358 nucleotides. RefSeq lists its product as hypothetical. The record is from RefSeq and is a predicted model, not a curated record. Bases 1 to 2358 code for a protein of 785 amino acids. Lineage: Eukaryota; Fungi; Ascomycota; Pneumocystomycetes; Pneumocystales; Pneumocystaceae. Gene Ontology annotation, biological process: translation. Gene Ontology annotation, molecular function: GTPase activity; GTP binding. The transcript has 18 exons.